ACCGAGGAGACAAGAUGGCGCUGCGGGCGAUGCGGGGGAUCGUAAACGGGGCCGCACCCGAGCUUCGCGUGUCCCCUAGUGGGCCCGUGGUGGGCGCUCGGGAGCAGGCGCUGGCAGUUAGCCGGAACUACCUCUCCCAGCCUCGCCUCACGUACAAGACAGUGUCAGGAGUCAAUGGCCCACUGGUGAUCUUAGAUCAAGUUAAGUUUCCCAGAUAUGCUGAGAUUGUCCAUUUGACAUUACCAGAUGGCACAAAGAGAAGUGGGCAGGUGCUAGAAGUCAGUGGUUCUAAAGCAGUGGUUCAGGUGUUUGAAGGUACCUCAGGUAUAGAUGCCAAGAAAACGUCCUGUGAAUUUACUGGAGAUAUUCUCCGAACACCAGUGUCUGAGGAUAUGCUUGGCCGGGUAUUCAACGGAUCCGGAAAGCCCAUUGACAGAGGCCCGGUUGUGCUGGCUGAAGACUUCCUUGACAUCAUGGGUCAGCCAAUCAACCCUCAGUGUCGGAUCUACCCUGAGGAGAUGAUUCAGACUGGGAUUUCAGCCAUUGAUGGCAUGAACAGCAUUGCCAGGGGACAGAAAAUUCCCAUCUUUUCUGCUGCUGGCUUACCACACAAUGAGAUUGCAGCUCAAAUCUGUCGGCAAGCUGGUUUGGUAAAGAAAUCCAAAGAUGUAGUAGACUACAGUGAAGAAAACUUUGCAAUUGUAUUUGCUGCUAUGGGUGUAAACAUGGAAACUGCCCGGUUCUUCAAGUCUGACUUUGAAGAAAAUGGCUCAAUGGACAAUGUCUGCCUCUUUUUGAACUUGGCUAAUGACCCAACCAUUGAGCGAAUCAUUACUCCUCGCCUGGCUCUAACCACAGCCGAGUUCCUUGCCUACCAAUGUGAGAAGCACGUGCUGGUCAUCCUCACAGACAUGAGUUCAUACGCUGAAGCACUUCGAGAGGUUUCAGCCGCCAGAGAAGAAGUGCCUGGGCGACGCGGUUUCCCAGGUUACAUGUACACAGACUUGGCCACAAUCUAUGAGCGGGCUGGCCGAGUAGAAGGCAGAAAUGGCUCAAUCACUCAGAUCCCAAUUCUCACCAUGCCGAAUGACGAUAUCACUCACCCCAUCCCUGACUUGACUGGAUAUAUUACGGAGGGGCAGAUUUACGUGGACAGACAGCUGCAUAACAGACAGAUUUACCCACCUAUUAAUGUGCUCCCCUCAUUGUCACGGUUAAUGAAGUCUGCUAUUGGAGAAGGUAUGACCAGGAAGGAUCAUGCUGACGUGUCUAACCAGCUGUACGCCUGCUAUGCCAUUGGGAAGGACGUACAAGCCAUGAAAGCCGUCGUUGGAGAAGAAGCCCUUACCUCAGACGAUCUUCUUUACUUGGAAUUUCUGCAAAAGUUUGAGAGGAACUUUAUUGCUCAGGGUCCUUAUGAAAACCGUACUGUCUAUGAAACUUUGGACAUUGGCUGGCAACUGCUCCGAAUCUUCCCCAAAGAAAUGCUGAAGAGAAUCCCUCAGAGCACCCUGAGCGAGUUCUACCCGCGAGACUCGGCAAAGCAUUAGCCGCUGCUUCACCACUGGCUCUGUGUGCUUGUGAAAUACCGGUGGUUCUGUUUUCUUUGUUCCUUUUGCACUCCCUCAUCCCCACCUCUUUGUUGGAGUUUAUCGUGUUACCCUGUAAUUAAAAACAAAGAAUAGGUACCAUAUUGUGCCAGUGUUCCAAUGUGUUAAACUGGUAACAGACGUUAAAAUAUCCCCUAUUCAGAAAGCCUGGGUUUCAGUGCUUUGUUUAAAAUAACUGCAAGGCCGGAGGUAAAGUUUAUCAAUGUGCUUAUUUAUAUAGAGAGAUGCAGUUAUUCGCCUAAUAAUCUCCUCGACCUGGCCUCAGCCUGCUCAAGAGCAUCCCUGUCUGGCAUCACAAUGCCUUGGCCUCCAGAUAGGGCCAGGGUCAGGGCCGAAAGGAUCCUCUUUCAGGAAGAGCUUCCAGGCUCUUCCCUGAGCGAUUGCUCUGGAUUGUGGUGGCCGCUCCUGGUCUGUGCUGCUGCUCUAAGGUGGCUACGGUCCACAUGCUCCCUCCUUAAUGAAGCAUGAGCGAAGCAAGCUUUGUUCUUUUGAUUUCAGUGUGUGUCAAGCUGGGGCUCUUGUGGCUGACACGUGGCCCUCUCAGGAACACAGAAUCACACAGCCUUUGCACAGCUGGCAUGUCAGGUGGGAGAUGGCUCGUGUGGUGAGCCUGAUGACUUUCCAUGCAGAAGAAUCACAAUUAAAACCACGUAUGGAACUGGUGUCUUGGAAGAGUUGGGGUGGAAUAAAAAGAAAGCGAGACAUAGUCCCAUUCCAUGUUCUGACUCGCUAACCGUGGUCGAAGUGUCUGAAAUGUUCAUCUGAUGCAGAAAGCCAAGUGGGAGGAGAAAGGUGACUGCACUUAAUGGAUAUUUUAAACUCUGUUAGAGAACAGCCUUUGGACAUUCCCCCUCUCUAUUCCUGCUUUCUGGCCUUUUCAGGGUAACCUUGUGACCCAAGUGAUAGCAUUUAAAAUCUGUAGACAUGUAAUUCCUGCUCCUCCCUCCUGUCAGCCUGAAGCGGUCUUCUGUGCAGCUCUGCCUUGUCUACUGUGUGUUCUCUGGUACUUGGGUGCAAUACAACUUCUCUACUCUGCAUUCCGUCUUCUAAGUUGUGUACGUUCUUCACUUUUGCUCUGAGGGGGUGGGGGGGUCAGCAUGGUUAUAUUUUAAUGUAGAAAAUGUGACAUCUGGAUACAAAAUGAAAAUAAAUGUUAAAUUAAAUGGAAGUUA
Molecule: messenger RNA, 2782 nt
Organism: Echinops telfairi (small Madagascar hedgehog)
Lineage: Eukaryota; Metazoa; Chordata; Mammalia; Afrosoricida; Tenrecidae
Gene: ATP6V1B2
Product: ATPase H+ transporting V1 subunit B2
Exons: 14
Coding region: 15-1550 (511 amino acids)
Biological process (GO): proton transmembrane transport; ATP metabolic process
Cellular component (GO): proton-transporting V-type ATPase, V1 domain
Molecular function (GO): proton-transporting ATPase activity, rotational mechanism; ATP binding
Source: RefSeq, a predicted model, not a curated record